This is a messenger RNA of Brassica oleracea var. oleracea, 1726 nucleotides long. Its product is annotated as putative cytochrome P450 71A28. Gene Ontology annotation, molecular function: iron ion binding; oxidoreductase activity, acting on paired donors, with incorporation or reduction of molecular oxygen; monooxygenase activity. Lineage: Eukaryota; Viridiplantae; Streptophyta; Magnoliopsida; Brassicales; Brassicaceae. The record is from RefSeq and is a predicted model, not a curated record.
GAGAGUAUUUGAUUCUGACAGCAAGAAAUGGAAAUGAUAUCAAUCUCUCUAUGCUUCGCAACUAUCUUAGCAUUUCUCUUCCUAAACCAAAUUCUCAAACGAGGUGCCACCUCUAACCGUAACCGACCACCGUCUCCGCGGCGACUCCCCCUGAUCGGAAACCUCCACCAGCUCAGCCUCCAUCCUCACCGUUCACUCAGUAACCUCAGCCUCCGUUAUGGACCGCUCAUGCUACUUCACUUCGGUCGCGUCCCUAUCAUUGUAGUUUCGUCAGCUGACAUAGCUCACGACGUCAUGAAAACACACGAUCUAAAGUUUGCAAACCGCCCGAAAACAAAAGCAGUCGAUAUAAUUAUGAACGGAGGGCGUGAUGUGGCUUUUUCCUCCUACGGCAAAUACUGGAGACAGAUGAAGAGCGUAUGCAGUAUUCAUCUCCUCAGCAAGAAAUUGGUUAGGUCCUUUGAGAAUAUAAGAGAAGCAGAGAUAGUCGCAAUGAUGGAGAAGCUUGAGAAAGCUAGCUCUUCUUCUUUGCCGGUAAAUCUGAGUGAAUCUCUCCUCAGUUUGACAAACAAUGUGAUAUGUAGAAUUGCCAUGGGAAGAAAAUAUAGCCUAGAGGAAAACCCUAUGGAUUUUGGGAAUUUAUUGAGAACAUUGAUGGAGCUUCCAGUUGGGGAUUACAUCAGGGGUUUGGCCUGGAUAGAUAAAAUCCGCGGUUUGGAUCGUAAAAUGGAAGAAGUAUGCAGAACGUUUAUGGAGUUUCUAGAAGGAGUAUUGCAAGAACAUGUAGAUGAAGGUGAGAAGAAAGAGACAUUUGAUUUUGUUGAUAUGCUGUUACGAAUUCAAAGAGACAAGACAAAUGGAUUCGAGCUCGAUAGAAGCGACAUCAGACUCAUCAUGCUGGAUAUUUUUUUAGGAGGAAUGACAACAACUUACACCACUCUCGAUUGGGCAAUGAUGCGUCAUAGACACCCAGAGUGUAUGAAAAAACUCCAAGACGAGAUCCACACAUAUUCGAGACAUAAGUUCUAUGUAUCGGAAGAACAAGUGGAGAGUAUGAAAUACCUAAAGGCUGUGAUUAAAGAAGUUCUUCGACUACAUCCUCCUGGCCCGUUAGUUCCUAGACAACUUAGUGAAGAUGUGAAACUGAAAGGAUAUGACAUUGCCGCUGGCACACAGGUACUCAUUAAUGCAUGGGCGAUCCAUCGAGACACCACAACAUGGGGACCAGAUGCAGAAGAGUUUAAGCCAGAUAGACAUUUGGAUCAACCUUUGGAUUUUUCAGGACAAGAUUUCAAGUUCAUUCCAUUUGGAUCGGGAAGAAGGCUAUGCCCUGGAAUAGGAUUUGCUAUGGCUUUAAUAGAGGUGACAUUGGCCAACCUUGUGAACAGGUUCAACUGGAAAGUGGAGAUUAGACCCCUUGGAGAUGAUGAUCAAUACUAUCUAGCUGAAGCGACCGGUAUCGAAGUUUGCCGCAAGUUCCCGUUAUUUGUCUUCCCAUCUUUGGCUUCAUCUACUCUUUAGGGUGCAAUGAGAAUCAAUGUCUCGGCUAAAAGUAGCCACUUGGCUGACUUUUUCCCUAUCAAAUAAAAACUGUAUUUUCCACUAAGGUGGAUAUUAGUUUUUCUCUUGGUUCACUUGGUAAUGGUGUGCUCUUGUUAAUCUGGUCAGUGUCUGAUAUCCCAGAUUUUUUUUUCUUCUUUUUAUAAAUUUAUCUUUGAAUUUUCAU